AUGACAACGUUCAACGACCGCCCAUUGCUUUUCAAGCCCAAGAGACAAUCUCUUGGCCAUUCGCCGGCGCGAUCAAAGCUUAGCUCCGACGACAUACUUCUACAUAUUACGCCCUCCACAGCCGUCGAAGCCCUCAUGUCCCCGACGGGCGCCAUUCGCGCUUGCAUGUCGCUCGCCUCCCCUGCCGAGCGCGAGUUCGCCAUGCGCACAGCUCUCGCCUCGCAGAGAAUAUAUGAAUGGCUCACAGAGAUGCGCGUCUGGACAUGGCCAGAUCAAGGUGGCUCCGCUGGCUUUGAGCGAGAUGCGCAGCAGGUGCGCCGCACUCUGUUUGGCUCUUCCACAAGUUCCACAAGCUCUCAGCGACACCAAGAAGAAGUCUACAUGGGGAGCUUGCCCCAGAACCAAGUCGCCGACUAUGCCCGCCGCAUAGAAGAGAUAUAUCACGACAUGGACCAGCUUGAGUUGGAGGAUAUAAAAAAACAUAUUCUGACCAUCCACGUCAUGCCAAUAUCACGAUCAACGACGCCCGUGUCAGAGGGCGGCCACUACGAUGCGGCUACGCCGUCUUACCAUAGAAUGGGCGAUCUAUCUGCUGUGGUGACCGCCAUUGUCGUCCAGGCUCUCCCCAACAUUGCCCGACUAACACGCUUACUGCAAAUAUGGACGAUGCGCAUCACGGUAUUACAACACAUAAAUCCUGUUCUCGGCGCAAUUGAGGAUGCCGAGAGAAUAAUGGAUGACGCAUGGGAGCAAGUUUCGUUGCUCGCCCAGGAAAAGGCUCGUUUGGAGAGAGGCAAAGGCGAGGAGCCCUUGGAACCGGUACUUACCAAAGAAACAUUCGGUCCCAAGAAGCGCUCAAUCAUGCGCAAGAUCGCCAAGCCUGGCCGCACCCUUGACUACAUGCUGGACUGCCUCGAAGGCCUCGAAGACACGCUCCCCGACCACUGGCUGGAGCGAAUGGAAAUGACCGAGCAAAAUUUUGGCGAGUGGGCGGCUGUUGCUGAGCGCAAGAUUAGAGAGAUUGAGUGGCUGCGCAACAUUCUGGACAGUCAAAAUGAAGAUCGUCUCAAGUCGCAGGAUGAGUCUGCGUACACUGAUCAUGACACGACGGCAGACAUCUCGAUGCUGCAUAUCCAGGACAACCUGGCAGACAGGGUGGCUUCGCGUGACACUAUCUCGCCAAAGCGAGUCAUGGACAACCGCUUGUCGGCGCUCGCAGUGCUGGGACACCCCAUGCCGAACAUGGCAAGUGAAGUAGUAGCCGAGUCCGAUACACCGGCGAAGCAGAAACGCACCUCAGAUGAACUUGCACAGGCUACUAUGAGCCCUGUCAAGGAAGAAGUUGAAGAAGAAGAGGAACUUUGCUUGCCUGAGCUACGAAGUAGUGUCAUGGCCGAUAUUAGCGACCUUGCCGAUGACACGGUGCUCUACGGAAGCCACUUUGACGGUUUGUCGAGCGAUGGGCCCGAAAUCUCGGCAUCACCAACCGCAUUCAAAGGACCUGUUCGCCGAGCAGAGUAUUUUGACGACAGCCCGCCUAGUUCGCCGCCGCUGUCGCCGCCGAUGCCAGAUCAACACCAGAUGCGUGAUUCCGUCGUUCAUCUCGUCGAUAGCCCCCUGGUCAACUCUGGCUUACCCGAGUUUGAUGACUCCAUGGGUAUCAAGAGCCCUCUCGACAGCUCCUUUAUGGAGGACUAUGAGGAUACGUACUCGCUCCCCGACGCACUCCCUACGUCUGCCCUACACAGAGACAGCGUUGGCGACCAAAAGCUGCGCGAUCAAAUCAGUCAGAUUAUCGAGGGCAUCCCAGCUAGAAUCAGCCUCCAGUCUGAUACACCUAAUAUCAACCUCAAUCCGCCCGAUCUGCAGCUGCCGCACCUCAAGAAGAAGCCCUCCAAAGAUCGCUUCCGCCGCAGCGGAUCGGCAGUGAGCUCUCGCACCGCGACGCCCUCGUUUACGCUCUCACCUGCCAAGGCUUUUCGCCCACCGCGUCCUCACCGUGGGCAGCAAGAGAUUAAAGUUUAUCAUUUGUCACGCUCAACAGGUGAAGCGCCUAUCAAGCUCUUUAUCCGCUGCGUCGGACAAGAUGGUGAGCGUGUCAUGGUACGUGUCGGUGGUGGGUGGGCCGACCUCAGUGAAUAUCUCAAAGACUAUGCCAGCCAUCACGGUCGGCGUUCCGGCAAGCCAGAGGAGACCAAGGUCGAAGUGCGUGAUGUGCCGCAAGUUGGUCGCUCCACAAACAACAGUGUCAUCGCCCAAGCUUCCAGCCCGAGCAGCCGCCCCGGCUCACGACUUGAUGAUGUGUCGUCCGUCACCAUCGCGCCGAGUACACCGGUCAAAGUGCGCAAGACCCGCCGCAGCAUCGGUGCGUCUGGCAGCGAAGCCCCACGUUUCCGCCCCAAGACACCUGCAGCGACACUGCACUUCUCUUCGGUCGAGAACACGCCCGGGUCCGAUGCUGGUGGAGGCUCUGCACGAUCGCGUCCCGGCUCCCGGCUGAGUUGGGCAGAGGACGACAGCCCGUUCCUGGGUCUCGCCGGCCCCUCGGGCAAGAAGGUUACGAUGAGUGACGAGAACAAGGCAUGGGUGGAAAGCGUCAAGGAAAAGGUGCGUCUCGCUAGCGGCGAGCGCAAGAUGCCGCCAAUGGGAAACCCCCCGGGGCCGCCGCUGUCGAGCAUGGCGGCGAAUGUGGCGUCGGGUGCUGGUCCAGAGCGCUCGGCGAGGGGAACGACGCCCGUGGAGGACGCGAAGCGUUUUGGAGAGUUGGGCAAAGUAGGCGGCACAAAGAGGUUGUUUAGAAAGGCGGCGACGGAUGGACGACGAUCUGGCGCGGCAUGA
Molecule: messenger RNA, 2838 nt
Organism: Beauveria bassiana ARSEF 2860
Lineage: Eukaryota; Fungi; Ascomycota; Sordariomycetes; Hypocreales; Cordycipitaceae
Product: GAS2 domain-containing protein
Exons: 1
Coding region: 1-2838 (945 amino acids)
Molecular function (GO): microtubule binding
Source: RefSeq, a predicted model, not a curated record